AUGGAACUACCAAACAAACUCCGCUUGGAUCGGUGCCCGAUUUUGGCGGCCGCAAUAUUACUACCUGCGAUAACGGUGCUGUGUAAUGACAUCCUCAGCCUGAAGGUGGCAGGAGAUCCGGUGCUAACCCCGAACUCCGUGUGCCUGCGCCUGGCCGGCCUCAGUAAGCGCCAGAUGAGGAUGUGCGUGCGUCGACCCGACGUGACGGCCUCCGCUCUGCAGGGCAUCCAGGUGGCCAUCCACGAGUGUCAGCACCAGCUGCGGGACCAGCGGUGGAACUGCUCGUCUUUGGAGACACUCGGCAAGCUGCUGCACCAUAGCAACAUCCUAAACAGAGGUUUUCGUGAGAGUGCCUUUUCGCUGGCCUUGUUAGCGGCGGGUGUGGCGCACUCUGUGGCCUCGGCCUGCAGCAUGGGGAAGCUGGGGAGGUGUGGCUGUGGGGACAAGCGUCGCCAGGACGAUGACAAGCUCCGAUUGAAGCUCACACAGCUGCAACUGCAGACGCUGAAGAAGGGUGGCCUGGGAAUCAAUCCUUUUCCGGAUGAGCUGAGCUCCAUGCAGGAGACUUGGGAGUGGAGGGGCUGCAACCACGACUUGCGUUUUGGGGAGCGUUUUUCCAGGGAGUGGCUCGACUCGCGGGGAUCUCCAAGAGACAUCCACGCUCGUAUGAGGAUACAUAACAACCGAGUGGGACGACAGAUAGUAGCUGACAAUAUGAAGAGGAGGUGCAAGUGUCACGGCACGUCGGGGAGCUGCCAGUUCAAGACCUGUUGGCACGUGUCACCAGAGUUCCGGCUCGUGGGUUCAAUACUGAAGGAAAAAUUCCUGUCGGCCAUCUUGGUCAACUCCCAGAACAAGAACAAUGGGGUUUUCAAUCCCCGAACAGGGAACGACGGCCGCAGGAGGACGAGAAACCUGAACAGAGGUCGCCGUCGCAGCCUGUCCAGAGAGUUGGUGUACUUCGAGAAGUCCCCUGACUUUUGUGAGCGAGAUGUGGCUGUAGACUCUUUGGGCACGCACGGCCGCAUCUGCAACAAAACGAGCCACGGCACGGACAGUUGCGGCUCGCUGUGCUGCGGCCGAGGACAUAACAUACUGAAACAGACCCACAGCCAGCGCUGCAACUGCAGGUUUCACUGGUGCUGCUAUGUUCUGUGUGAGGAGUGUCGCGUCACAGAAUGGGUCAGCAUGUGCAAGUAG
Molecule: messenger RNA, 1200 nt
Organism: Phycodurus eques (leafy seadragon)
Lineage: Eukaryota; Metazoa; Chordata; Actinopteri; Syngnathiformes; Syngnathidae
Gene: wnt10b
Product: wingless-type MMTV integration site family, member 10b
Exons: 5
Coding region: 1-1200 (399 amino acids)
Biological process (GO): cell fate commitment; neuron differentiation; canonical Wnt signaling pathway
Cellular component (GO): extracellular region
Molecular function (GO): cytokine activity; frizzled binding
Source: RefSeq, a predicted model, not a curated record